UGUCUCGUCCUUGAAAAUCCAGCCGCCUUGCCAUUGGCCAGGAAGACCCCGGCCUAGCUGCGGAUUGGCUACCGAGAAGGGCUUGAAAGGUGGCUGAGCACUUCGGACACCUCAGACGGACGGUGGCCAUCCCGAGACGCGCCCCAGCCCGCCAUGGCCCGGCUUCUUCGGGCAUCCUGCCUUCUGUCCCUGCUCCUGGCCGGCUUCGUUCCCCCGGGCCGGGGACAAGAGAAGUCCAAGACAGACUGCCAUGGAGGCAUGAGUGGUACCAUCUACGAGUAUGGGGCCCUCACCAUUGAUGGGGAGGAAUACAUUCCUUUUAAGCAGUAUGCAGGAAAAUAUGUCCUCUUUGUCAAUGUAGCCAGUUACUGAGGUCUGACAGACCAAUACCUUGAAUUGAAUGCACUACAAGAAGAACUUGGGCCGUUCGGCCUGGUCAUUCUGGGCUUCCCCUGCAACCAAUUUGGCAAACAGGAGCCAGGCGAGAACUCGGAGAUCCUACCCAGUCUCAAGUAUGUCCGACCGGGUGGUGGCUUUGUCCCUAACUUCCAGCUCUUUGAGAAAGGAGAUGUGAAUGGGGAGAAAGAGCAGAAGGUCUACACUUUCUUGAAGAACUCCUGCCCUCCCACUGCGGAGCUCCUAGGCUCACCUGGCCGCCUCUUCUGGGAACCCAUGAAGAUCCAUGACAUCCGCUGGAACUUUGAGAAGUUCUUGGUGGGGCCAGAUGGCAUACCUGUUAUGCGCUGGUACCACCGGACCACAGUCAGCAAUGUCAAGAUGGACAUCCUGUCCUACAUGAGGCGACAGGCAGCCCUGGGGGCCAGAUGGAAGUAACUGACACCACCUACCCCUAUCCCCUGUCCAUUAUGCAAGGGCUGGGGAGGGACUCUUCAGGAAGGAACCUACAUUCUCUAUUGUUUGACACCCACCCCAGGCGCCCUUUCUUAUUACAUAAAAACACAAGCCUGGCACAACUGUGUAUCUAUACCAUUGUGCACACAUGUGACAAUUGUGCCAGUGUGACAGUCAUGUCUACCUGCUUGAUACCCAGGGAUGGACCACCUGUGUUCACAGCUUGGUACUGGGGAACUGUACCUUUAUAUUUUUUUCAGCUUUCUAUUCCAAAUGAGCCCAGCAGAAACACCAGCUCCAAUGAUCCUGUUCAAAUCUGGACAUCAUCCUUGGGGCCAGCACCCCCCACGUGCCCACACUUAAGUCCCCAUACACAUCUGGGUUCACUACACUGCCAGCCUCCUUCACCUUUCCUGAAGUGCCCUCCCAAGUCCUCAACCCCAUCCCACAGUGUUCCUGAGAACAACCAAGGCAACUGUGAGUGUGAUGACCACGUACUCCAAGUCUGGGGUGGUGUCUCCAUGAAGGAGAGGUCCGAAGCCCUUGUGGGCGGGCCUCCCCUGAACCUGUUUGUGGAGCCAGCCCUUAGUGCAUUCAGGCUUGGGCUCCCAGGCAGGGACACUACCCCCGCUCCUCUGGAGGACAUGCUGUUCCCUCACUUUGUCCACUGGCAUCUCUCACACCCCCAUCUGCCCAGUAAAGGCCUUUUCUGCAGCAGCUCAGCCUA
Molecule: messenger RNA, 1579 nt
Organism: Phodopus roborovskii (desert hamster)
Lineage: Eukaryota; Metazoa; Chordata; Mammalia; Rodentia; Cricetidae
Gene: Gpx3
Product: glutathione peroxidase 3
Exons: 5
Biological process (GO): response to oxidative stress; hydrogen peroxide catabolic process
Molecular function (GO): selenium binding; glutathione peroxidase activity
Source: RefSeq, a predicted model, not a curated record